Messenger RNA from Serendipita indica DSM 11827, 1971 nucleotides. The record is from the annotation of a GenBank genome assembly. Lineage: Eukaryota; Fungi; Basidiomycota; Agaricomycetes; Sebacinales; Serendipitaceae.
AUGGUCCACCAGUCGUCCAUCGUUUCCCCAAGCUCCGUCCCAAGUCAAAUCUUUUCGUCUGCAGAGACGCUCAGCAACAAACUACUCAGCGAUAAAACUUCGUCGAUUAUCGCUGCUUCGCUUACUGCAGUGCUUGCCCUUCUCAUCCUCGAGCAGACCGUCUAUCGCGCCAAGAAGGGCUCCCUCCCAGGCUCAAGAUGGACAAUCCCCAUCAUCGGAAAGUUUGCUAACUCGCUCCAUCCAACUCUCGAGGGCUACAAACGCCAAUGGGCCUCUGGAGAGCUCAGCGCACUCAGCGUGUUCCAUAUCUUUAUUGUCAUCGCCUCGACCAACGAGUACACCCGCAAGAUUCUCAACUCGCCCGCCUAUGCUGAACCAUGCCUCGUUGCCUCGGCUAAACAGGUCCUCUGUCCAGAAAACUGGGUGUUUUUGAAUGGCAAGGCACACGUCGACUAUCGUCGCACACUCAAUUCGCUCUUCACGCGCAAAGCACUCGCAGUCUACCUCGAGGUGCAAGACACCAUCACCCGUCACCAUUUUGCGCUCUGGCUCAAGACGGCCGAAGAGGUCAACCACAAGCCCCAGUCGAUCAUGCACACUGUUCGUUACUUGAACAUGCACACCUCGCUCCGCGUUUUUUGCGGGAAACAUAUCCCCGAAGAAGCCAUUACCAUCAUCAGCGACAACUAUUGGAAGAUUACGCUCGCCCUCGAAUUGGUCAAUUUCCCACUCGCCCUUCCUGGCACAAAAGUCUGGGGCGCCAUUCAAUCUCGCAAGAUUGCACUCGCUCAUCUCGAAAAUGCGGCAAAGUUGUGCAAAGAGUACAUUGCCGACGGUGGCGAGGUUCACUGCAUGAUGGAUCAAUGGGUCAAGGAUAUCCAAGAAGCAAAGGAAAAGGCCAUUAUGGAUGGAGGCAAGCUCCCUCGCGAAUUUGACGAUCACGAGAUGGGUCUCGUCAUCCUCAGUUUCCUCUUUGCCAGUCAAGAUGCCAUGAGCUCCGGUGUGAUCUACAUGUUCCAGCACUUGGCAGAUUAUCCAGAGAUUAUGGAAAAGGUUCGAGAAGAGCAAAGGCGCGUCCGUGGUGGUGAAUACUCCAAGCCAAUCACCCUCGAUAUGAUCGACAAUAUGCCCUACCUCCGCGCCGUCAUCAAGGAGAGUCUCAGGAUCAAGCCACCGGUCACAAUGGUUCCGUACAAGGCCACAAAGCCAUUCCCCAUCUCGUCGUUUUACACCGUCCCGGCAAAUAGCAUGGUCAUCCCUUCGCUCUACCCAUCGCUCCACGAUCCCAACGUCUACCCGAACCCAGACCAGUUCCUCCCCGAGCGAUGGCUGGACCCCGAGAGCAGCGCCAAUGCCAACCCGAAGAACUAUCUCGUCUUUGGCGCCGGUCCCCAUCGGUGCAUUGGCGUCGAGUAUACAAACAUUAACAUGGCGUGCGUCAUGGCCAAUGCCGUGUCGUUGAUGGAUUGGAGACACGAGAGGACGCCCGAUAGCGACGGUGUUCAGAUGAUUGCCACGCGAGGCGGACUGUCUCCGUCGUUGCCCACACCGCAGGACAUAUCCAUUUGGAAUCCUAAUGCCAUGUCUCAAUACAACAUCACAGAAUCUGUAACACCGUUCAACUUGCUCGGAGAAGCUGCCUUCUUCUGGGACCCAAGCCCCGUCGGCGGAAAGUCAAGCGGUAAUGAUACCCUGGGACCGACCUCGAUUGAUCAAGCAUGCCAAGGCAACUUGGGCGUGCCGUCGGAUCAGCUCGUGGUCGUCUCAGGAAAUCCAGAGGUCGCCGGGAGUGUUUUGGAGGCACAAGGCUCCAGUAGCCAACCCAGCGUCAAGGCACGGACGCAACGACCAAAAUGCUUUGUAUGCGGAAACUCGCAUAGUCGCCCUAUUCGUUAUCAAGAAUGCUUGUACAAGGCCAUUGGAUACCGUCCGUACGAGUGUGGCGGUGCAUGUGGCGUCGCUGGAUGGUGA